Panicum virgatum (switchgrass) is the source of this 953-nucleotide messenger RNA. RefSeq lists its product as uncharacterized. The transcript has a single exon. Bases 346 to 690 code for a protein of 114 amino acids. The record is from RefSeq and is a predicted model, not a curated record. Lineage: Eukaryota; Viridiplantae; Streptophyta; Magnoliopsida; Poales; Poaceae.
UCCAACCAAACCACAACCAAACCAGCAGCGGUGAGCCGUGAGCGCAGCAGCGUCGCACCACAGUGGAGCAGAAUUUUUGCCCAGUGACACCCAGCUUACCAUCUCCCUCGGCCUCGAUUCUCAUGUGCCAGCCAGGCGCGAGACCACGGUCCCCCUAGGCUCCUGCUCCUGCUUGCCUCUUCCACCUCACUCCCUCAGCUCAGCUCGCUACGCUGCCCAUAUCAACCCCUCCCCCUCCACCACCCUUCUCACAUUUUCCAAUUGCCGCACAACUCUGGAGCGAGCCUUGAGAGAGGGAGGGAGGGAGGGAGGGAGUUGCAUUGCAGACAGCUUUGCGGCGGUAGAAUGGCUGGCCGCUGCGGCUUCUUGCCAUUGGCAAGGCUGCUGCUCCUCCUGGUGGUUCUUCUUGGCGCUGCCCUUCACGGCGGUGGUGCUGCCGUGGCCAGGCCGCUACUGGGCAUCGCCGAGCCGCCGGCCUCGCCGGGCGCCGCGGCGGCGGGACCGGCGGAUGCUGUAGUGCAGGCCGGGGCAGGCGGCGGGCCCGACCGUUCCGAGGCCGGCGGGGAGGUGAUCCUCGCCGGGUUCGCGGCCGCGUUGAUCAUCGUUAUCGUCUGCUACAUCAGGGUCACUAGGGAGAGAAGCAGCAGCAGUGGAGCCGGAGAGAAGCAGGGAAGCUUAGGAGGGUUCUAAUGGACAGAUGAACAUCUUAACUUGAUCGCCAAAAAAAAGAUAGAUGUAGUAGCAGCAGCAGCAGACUUCAGAGAGAUCUGUAAUUUGUAAAGAAGAGGGGACGAGAGGGUUGAAAUCUAUAGUUUAGCAGCUGUUUCAGGUUUGUCAGUUCACUGAUCUUUGGGGUGUGUGUGUGUGUCCUGUACAUACCUCUUGAGAUGUGGUGAGAUGCAGGGAGAGGAAGCGUCAAGUUUGGGGAACUCAUUGCAAAAUUCUCUGCAUGA